CAUAUGAGAGUUCAACACCUGAUUCCUUUCUGCUGGUGUCUCAGAGUCAAAGAUGAAAAAUCAGACUUCACAUUUCUCCUUGAGAUACUCCACAAUCUCCUGUUGCAGUUUAGAAGAUGAAUCGUGUGGAGGAAAUCUGAUCCUCAUCAUCAGGAUGAAGGAGGAGCUCGCGUGGAGGAAACCUGAUCUUCUCUCAUCAUCAUCCUCAUGAAGGAGGAGCUCGGGCUCAUUCACGCGCUCUUGAAGAACCAGACGAGUCACUUCACGCGCGGAGCGGCUCUUUAAACACACAGUUUACACAGACUGAACAUAAAUAAAACACUUCUCUGUCGAGAUCUUACAGCAUGUUUGGUGUAUGUGAUGAUGCGACGGGUCAGCCGGGUGUGUGGAAAUGUUUCACAUGACCCCUGACCUCUUGACCCAGUACAAGACGCCGUCCCCCUGAUCCUGAAACCAUGGACGUACACGUGCACCGGACGCCUCACUACGGGCUGAACGACCGCCAGCCUGAGGAUGAUCUACAGUUCCUCAGUCUUGAGGAGCGGGAGUGUAUUUUGUUCUUUGAGGAGACCAUCGGUUCUCUGGAGGAGGAGCUCGAGAAUGAUGGAGCGGGAAGGUUGGCACAAAGGCGCACACCUGCAGUGAUGCGUCCGGCCUCGUAUGAGAGAGACCAUGACAUCAUUGAUCUGGUGCACACUACACCUGAAGCCAAACACACAAACAUCAUGCCAGAUUUCCAGAAGCUGAUUGUACCUCCAGAAACCCACUAUGAGAUGAAGCCCCGCCGUGAGCCCUUCAUGAAUUUCCCUCCAGAGCUGAACAUCACAUCUCCGGCAUCAGAGGAAGGUGGACACCUGCCACCACCCGGUUCCAUUCCCACCCCCGUCGUCAUCGCUAGUAAGAUCGCCGAGCACCAGGGUGUGAACUGUGCAUCCGCAUCGCCUUCGGUUCUGCUUCAGCGCAGGCUCAGUCUGGAGUUACCGCAGAACCCCGUGACCAAACACGGCCCUCCGACUCACGCCAAGCCCACGCACCUACCCGACAACAUCAGUUUGUUGCUCGGCAGCCGGGAACACAUACCUCAUUCCAUCGCCACGGAAGCCGUCAGCGUGCAGGAGCGACGGGCCCAGAUGCUAGCUAACCUCACCGGCUCCGCACACCCUCUGGAUGGCGGAGAGCCGUCCUGCGUCCGCAACCUUCCCACGCGAAGCGUGUCGUUCCGACAGCCGACGCCAGACCAGUCCAGGAUGGAGGCCCUGUCGAAGCUUGGACUGGCACAGAGACGAACGCAGUCGGUCAUGCAGCCCUCUGCAGACUUUAACAAAGACAGCAGCAGCGUUAGGACGGCUCUCAGGAGUAACAGCACAUCAACGUACACCCUCAGCAGUGUGAAUGAGCCUACAGUUGCUAGUAUGCCUUCACAAAUUGCUAACAUGGCCAUCAAUCAUAAGAAUGGCAGUACAUCCAAAGUUCACGGCAUGGACACCACCGACUACUCCCAGAGCCACAGCACCAUGGACAGACAGGACAAGUCUAGUCAAUCAGCAGCGUUAACAAGUGCCGAGAUCAGACACAGUGAUUUUAACAGCUAUGGUGGGAAGAGCAUCAUAUUAAACCCCACGACAUCCUUCAAAUCCGGCCAAGUCCCACAUCACAACGCCACAUCGCCCAAAUCAGAGACCCCAGAAGUCCAGCUCAAUAGCUUCGGUGGUUGGUCCAGAGUCAUGAACCCAUCCGUGGCACACAGUGACGAGCCAAACCCUGCAUACAGCAGCUACAGCCAAUCACCACCCAACACGAGUCGCAUCAGCCCACCGAACACUUAUGGAGCCAGAUCCAAGACCUUCUCACAAGUCAAAGAGGUUAGCAUAACCGCAGACGAAGACUCCCCUACAAGAGAUGUGGUGUCCCUACACCCCAAACCACCUUUCCAUUCCGCUGUGUCCAGACCUGCUGAACAAUCUCCCUCUACAGCCCCGAGACCUCCACGUCACUCCGGGCCUGUGAGCCCCACCAAGCCAAGAGCCAGUCCCACGUCCCCAGAGAUACGCCGCAAACCUACAGCGAAACAGUCCUUCCGCACGCAGGGAAUAACAGUCCAGUUCUCUGGGAAAGGAGCCACAGAUGAAGCUAGACGUGAUGCUUUACGCAAACUCGGACUGCUGAGAGGAAGCCCUUAAAUGUUCAUGCGCAAAUGUCAAUUAAGUUGUGGCCAAAUGGUACUAGUCUGUUUAUACUGUUUGUACAAAAGUUCCAUUUAAAGUGACAAAAAUGUCUGUAAACACCCAGUGAGGAAACUUUAUAAGGUGUCACUUGUUUAUAUGUUGCUUAGUAAAAUAUUUUACUAUGUAGCAACUUUUCUAUGGGUGUCAAAUGAGCAACAUGCAAUAUGCGACCCAAUACUGGUGUGGUUUGGGCACCUGUCUAGUAGGGAUUACCCAGAGCCCCUGGAAUAAAUUACAUUUAUCUUGUUUUUGUGAUUUGUGUAGAAUGAAAGUAACAUAGAAAACUAACCUAAUCAAGAAUAUUUAUUUGGAAGACACUUUUAUGUAAAACAACACAGUGUCUUUAAAGUAUAAAUGUAAUACUUCUCUGGGAUCAAACCCCCGUCCUUGGUGUUGUCACCACCAUGCUCUACCACAUGAGCCACAGAACUUCAGUGCAUUUGGUUUGUUCUUCUAGCUCUGUCCUCAGCCUGCAGCCUCCGGUGGUGCAGUGGUAGAACCUUUGUAAUCUAAACCUGAGGUCUAUAGUUCUAACCCCGGUGAGCCUGCUGUGUACUUUGUUUUGUCAUUGGAUGCCAAUUUCGAAAGACAAAUACGCCAUGAGAUGUGUGGUUGGUGUGUAGGCUCCAGUGGCUUGAUGCCAGAGAGGCGGUAACGUGAUCCAAAGGUCCAGGGUUCUAGCCCAGGUCGCUGUCCUACCCAGAACCACAGAGGGGGGGGUUGUUUGGGUUGUGUCCCCCCCCGGGUUUCGGGAGAAUGAACGCAGGGGUUAUGCGUCUCUUUAUUGUGCGAUGUGCGACGUAUAAUUAAUAUACUGAACUAAACUAAUACGCACUCGACGACUACUACAAUACGCAUCUAUAUGACACUUGCGACGACGACUAAAUUGUGGCAUUUAUCUAUACUAGACACUUUUUUUAUCAAUUUUGUUUUUAAGUGUUUUUUGCGUUUAGUUUAUAGUAUGCAUAGUAUGCAUACUACCUUUAUCGGAUUAGUUAACUUCCAAACGUUCCUUAUUUUAGACUAUUUUAGUGUGCAAAGUAUGCAUACUACUUUUAUCGGAUUAGUUAACUUCCAAACGUUCCAUAAUUUUUGACUAUUUUAGUGUGCAAAGUAUGCAUACUACCUUUAUCAGAUUAGUUCCAAACGUGCCAUAAUUUUAGACUAUUUUAGUGUGCAAAGUAUGCAUACUACCUUUAUCGGAUUAGUUAACUUCCUACAGUUUUUUACAUUGUGUUUUAGUCUUUUUUGUAUGCAUACUACUAAAGUUUUUUAGUUUAAAUAUUUAUUGUUGCUUGUAUGUCAACUAUGCAGAUGUAGUAUGUAAAGUAUGCAGUUUUUUACGGUUUAGAUAAUUUCCUAAAGUUUCUAACGAGUAUGUAAAGCAUGCAAAGGCAGUAUGCCGUGUGGUUUAUUAAUACGUUUAGUCAACAACCCAAGAGAUAAAACAUUUAUAUAUAAUCAUCAAAGUGAGCAGUUUCUUAAAGUGCUUCUUUUUUAUGCCUUAUGUGUUUGUUUAGUUUGGUGUCACUUGUUUCAGAGCAGGUGGAUAUGAUAUAGUUACACAUCUUCAGGAAACAUUCUUUGUAGUGAAUUUGGAUAAAGAGAGAUUUACUCCAGUAAGCAUGGCAUGUAUGAGUUGACUUGGUUCUGUUUUUUUAUUUGUUAUUUACCUUAAUGUUUAAAGUCAUAUUGUUCCUGAUAUAAGAAUCAUCUGAUGGAAGCCAAUUUGAUCAGGUUGGUUCUCCGCUCAGGUGUAUGUAAUACCUCAUGUUAGUAAAUAUCUUCAUGUUGUCUGUAAGCAUGCUGAUAGUUCAUGAGUUUCAGCCAGUGAAUAAUAAUGUUGUAUUUAUUCUGUGAUGUUGAAUUAUGGGCACUGUUUUCUGCAUUCCUCUGCCGUGGACCACAGAGGAUCUCAAGCUAGUUUGAAGUCGAGAUCCUCCCACACUAAACCACAGACAUCUAAAUCUAGAUCCUGCUGUGGAGAGAAAAAUGAGUCUGGAAGCACUUGAGGAUAACAUCACCAGCAAGCAAAUGUGUGUGAUACAUCGACAGCUUCUGUUGUGUGUGGUGUGUAUUUCAGUGUGAAUGAGUUGAGUGAGUGUAAAAUGUUGUGUGAUUUGUUGUCGUUAUUUUUGUUUGUUUGUUUUGACUCCGGUUUUUUGCUUUCACUGAAGCAUUUUUUGAAGGAUACAGGAUGUGUGAUUGUGAACACAAUACACACACACACACACACACACACACACACACACACACACACACACACAGUAAAGCACACACUUUCUUUUCUCCUGUUUGUGUAAAUGUGAACACGGCUGUGUAUGUUAUGAACGCUUGUGUUUUUGAAUAAAGACUUGAAACUCA
Molecule: messenger RNA, 4589 nt
Organism: Triplophysa rosa
Lineage: Eukaryota; Metazoa; Chordata; Actinopteri; Cypriniformes; Nemacheilidae
Product: proline and serine-rich protein 2
Exons: 5
Coding region: 456-2180 (574 amino acids)
Source: RefSeq, a predicted model, not a curated record